AUGCGGCGGGAGGCGCUGGGGAGGGCGCUGGAGAGGGCGGGGCGGGAGGGGCGCGUGGGGUGGGCAGAGGCGCAGUGGCUGGUGGAGGGUAUGAUGAACAAGGGGGAUGGCAUUCGCGCUUACAGGAUCCUCCAGUGGGCGCAGCAGCAGCCAUUCUACUCGCCCUCCCCAGCGCUCCUCUCCUCACUCCUCCUCCUCCUAGCGCGCACGCACCGCAUUCCACCCAUGCUCGCCCUUCUCGACCACUGCCUCUCCCUCCACCCCCACGCACCGCCAGAGGCACAGGGCAGUGUAGGGCCCUCUUCCCAGGCGCUCGUGCCUUGUGUGUCCUCUGAGUCGACUGAAACGGCACCUCUCCACCACACAGCAGUGCCGAUGGGGUCGGCUGUGCCGGCGGGGCCAGUGGGACCGGUGGGACCGGUGGGUCCGGUGGGGUCGGCUGUGUCGGCGGGGCCGGUGGGGCCAGUGGGACCGGUGGGGCCGGUGGGUUCGGUGGGGUCGGCUGUGCCGCUGCGCGUGGUGCAGACAUGCAUGGGCGCGCUGCUGAAGUCGGCGCAUGAUGAGAUGGAGCGCGUGUGGGAGCUGUAUGGCAUGGGGGAGAGAGAGGGGGGCAGGGGCAGCACACCCGACUGGCUUGUCAAUCAGAUGUUCGAGCCCCAAGUGGCGAGGGCGCCACAUGCACAAGGCAGAGGCGCUUCUGAAAGAGAUGAGGGAGAAGAGGGAAGCAAAAAACCAUUUUCACCACUUUCUACCACUUGCCACCGUUUCCUCCAGGCCUUUUCCAGCCCCAAGUGGCGAGGCCGCCACAUGCACAAGGCAGAAUCACUCCUAAGAGAGACGAGGGAGAGGAGGGGGGAAGGGAAGAAUCAGCAGCGCAGCUCGGCCCCUCUGCUGCACAUGUACGCGUCUCUGGUGCGGCAUCAUGCCAGGGAGGGCCACGUCAGCAAGGUGGUAACCCUGUUACAGCAGAUGCGGGACGACCUGGCGGCAUCGGGACGAACGGUGCCGCCCCAGGCAGUCGAAGCGGUGGUGUUUGCAUGCACCCGGGCGGUGUAUCUGAGCAAAAAGAGGAAAGAGAAAGGGGGAGUGGUGGGGUCGCAGAGAGAUAUGGGUAGAGGAGGUGGAGGUUACAGCAGAGGAGGCACAGGGGGAGGAGAGGAGGAAGGGGAGUUGGCCGCUGCAGCACUGGCUGAUCAUGUGUCUGCUGCCAUGAGGGAAUUACACGAGGCUGUGAGGGCUCGAGGAGGGGAAGGAAAGGGGGAUCGAGACAGGAAGAGAGAGGAGGAGGGUGGAGAGAAGGGAUAUGAGGUGGGUGAGACGGUGUGGGCGGCAUAUAUGGAAACUCUGAACCAUGCAGGGCGGUAUGAAGCGAGCAUUGCUGCAUGGCCGCAUGUCAUGGCGAUCAAGAGAGUGGCGGCAGAGUGGCAGGAAAGAGAGGAGGAUGAUCUGAUGGGCGAUGCGAGCAGAGGGAGGGUGGGCGAGUGGGAGCGUGCAGCGCGGGGCAUGCGUAUGGGAAGCAGAGAAGCAGCAGCUGCAGCAGAUGCAUACGGAGGGGAGAGUCUUUGUCUUCCCGGGCUGCGCGCGUGCAAUGCGUAUCUUGCAGCACUGGCAGGAGCAGCGGUGGCGAGCGGGGUAAUGGGGAGCAGAAGGGAGGCGGAGAGGUGGGGGGAGGAGGCGGAGGGGUUUUUUAGGGCCAUGCUGCGGGCGGAGAGAGGGCCGCUCACUGUUGCUGUGAACGCGCUGCUGCACAUGUACCUCCACCAGUCACGCCUCAACGACCUGGAGAGGCGGUUCCAAGGGAUGAAGGAGGUGCGUCGCAUCUUGGGUUGGUAUAUUUUGGUUCACUCUGCUGGUCCCCAUGUACCUCCACCAGUCACGCCUCAACGACCUGGAGAGGCGGUUCCAAGGGAUGAAGGAGGUGCGUCGCAUCUUGGGUGCGGGCGGUGCCUUCUUGACCGCACCUGCUACCACUCUUGCUCCUCGGAGGACGAUCGAACGUCCACAGGAGCACACGUCCGGUCCUCCUCUCCCUGCUCAUCCCACACCUGUCUCAUCCUUCCUUGGUUGAUUUUCGUGCCUAACUCGCAGGUGGGGUGCCUCCCUGACCUACCUGACUGCACAUGGCAUGGCAGCGCCCAAGCCCCCGCUCCCCGCUCACCCCACGCGUGUUCCCUCCUUCCGUCUCUCAACCCCGUGCUUCUCCCGCAGGUGGGGUGCCUUCCUGAUCGCACAUCCUACCACCUGCGACUGGCAGCGCACACCAAAGCCGGCAAUCUAGGCAUGGCGAAGAAAAUCUUCCUCGAAAUGAACUCCAACCAGGACGUAGGCGUUGACGCUCACACCUACAACCUCAUCAUAGCUGCAUGCGGCGCAGCAGGCGACACCAGAACGGUCCGUUCACUGUAUCUGGACAUGGUUGGGAAUCGGAAGGACCGGGGGCGGAAACCCGGUAUGGUGCUGGUGGGACCAGCGAGGGAAGCGGCGGAAGCUGUGGUGGGGAAGUUGAGGGUUGAGAGGGAUGAGACGCGGAGCAUGAAGCUGAGUAAGGAGCAGCGGCAGGUGUUGGCAGGGGUGCUGCUGGGUGGCGCGAGGAUCGCGGCCCAGGACAACGAACGGACGUAUGAGAUUCAUUUCGAGCAGCCGUUGGAUAAUCCUGGCCGUGUAGAUCUGCUGGAGGGGCUGUACAGGGCGUUUGGGUCGUGGGCGAGUGCGCCGCCCAGAAACAUGCUGCUGCUCAUGCCGCCCGCCCCAGACGCUCCUCCCGAUGCUGCCGCAGCAGCCGCCGCCGCUGCUAAUGCCGCUGCCGCAUCUGUUUCUGUUUCUGCUGCUGCUGCUGCUGCUGCUGCUGCUGCUGCCGCGACUGCAACUGCUGCAGCUUCUUCCUCUGCCCCACCCGCUGACGUCUUAGCAGCGGCGGGGGUUCGUCCCAUCCGCGUGCGUCACUUUGCCACCAUCCCCCACACGGCCCUCCGGUACCACGCACAGCGCUACCACCCGCAGGGCCCGCGGGUCAUUCCGAAGUUCAUACAGCGCUGGCUCACCCCUAAGACGCUCGCGCACUGGUACAUGUACAGUGGGCGGCGGUGUGAGGAGACUGGGGGGAUGAUUCUGCAUGCAAAGCAGUACUCGAGUCGAGAUUUGAGGAGGAUUGCGCGGGCGCUGUGCGUGUCGGUGCGGGAUUGUAGCGUGAAGAUGAGGUAUAGGCGGCCGGGGCAGAGGGUGUUGGAGAAAGGAGGGAGGAAGGCGGGGAAGAGGACGAGGAAGGUGGCGAGGAGUGGGGAGGCGGAGGAGGAGGGUGGAGGAGGGAGUGAUAGGUUGAGGUGGAAAGCGCAGAUGGGGAGGGUGGCGUUGGAGAGUCCGUGGGAUGCGCCGAACCUGAUUCGGUUCGGCGGAUCCACGGCGACGAGGAUGUGGAAGUUCAUGGAGGCGCAUGUGCUGCCAAGCCUGCGGGAUGAGCUUCGGCCAGGCGUAAGGAUGAGGGUCGGGGGAGGUGGUUUGGAGGGAGGUGGUUUGCUUUCAGAGAGUGGGGAUGACAGGGGAAGAGACGAGGAUGAGGAGGAGGAAGAAGAGGAGGAUGAGGAGGAUGAGGAGGAUGAGGAUGGGGAUGAGGAGGACGAGGAGGGGGAUGACGAUGAUGAGAAUUGGGACGACGGGGAGGAUGAGAUGGAAGACGAGGAGUGGGAAGAAGGGGAAGAAGCGGAGCAUGGCAGGGAGGAGGAGGACAGUGUGAGGCGUCGCUUCAGCCCACGAGGAGAUGAGAGGGUGCAUUGGGAAGGGCAGCAACGGUUCAAAGUGGAGGAUGAUGAUGAUGCUGGAGAAGGGCCGAGCGAUGAGAGAGAAGAGCGAGACAUUGGCAGGGCAGGGCUUGUGCAGCAAGAGGAGCAAGAGGCGCGAGAGGGACAAGAGGAAGUGGGCAAGUUUGAGAGGAGAUUCAGUCGGGGCCGGUUUAGGGAGAGGGAGAGGGAGAAGGACACACGGGAGGAGAUUGGGCUGAACAAGUGGAUGCCUCUGGAGCUGGCGCUGUACAUGGAGAAGGUGCAGACCCCCGUGUUCAAGAAGAAACCCAAGAAGCGAUGA
Messenger RNA from Closterium sp. Naga37s-1, 4077 nucleotides. The record is from the annotation of a GenBank genome assembly. Lineage: Eukaryota; Viridiplantae; Streptophyta; Zygnematophyceae; Desmidiales; Closteriaceae.